GAGAGAGAGAGAGAGAGAGAUUAUUAGUCAUCAUUGUCAAUUGUUAGGUAUCAUUUUCUAGGUUCCCUUUUGUUUUUCCCUCUGGAAAUGCACGAACAUAUUCAGAUCUGGUUCAUCGGAGAAUUUUGAAUAGAUUUGAAAUCAGCGAGAUCGAGAGAUCGAAGCUCCAGUGUUCGUAGUUAUUCCCAAAUGGAGGGAUUUAGCGCUUCCGAUGUCUCCACCAUGGGAGGGAUUGCUACCGUCUCGUUGCUUCACUCCUUCAUUCCCACCCAUUGGUUGCCCUUCUCCAUCGUCGGCCGGGCCCAGAAAUGGACCCUCUCCCGCACUCUCCUCGUUACUGCUUUUGGAGCGGUUUUGCAUGUAUUUUCAACUUCACUUCUUGGCAUAACUGCAAUCACCAUGGCCAACACUAUUGCUGGUGAGGAAUCAGUGCACAGACUUGCUUCUCUACUGCUAUUACUUCUCGGAGGAAGUUACAUACUGCUGUUCGCCCUUGGCAAGGGGGGUCAUAGCCAUUCCCACAACCAUCCAAUGGAAAAGAUGGCUGUGGCCGGACUUGUUCUUGUUCCAGCAUUGUCUCCUUGUGCAACAACACUUCCUGUAUUCCUUGCUGUCGGCAAUUCAUCCACUAUGCUGGUGCUUGCUAUUAUUGUGCUCUUGUUCAGCACAAUAACUGUUAUGACAUCGCUGGUUGCUCUGUCAUUCUACGGGGCGAGCCAGCUCAAGUUUCACUGGGUUGAACGCUACGAUAAGCUUCUUGUGGGCUCAGUGCUGUGUAUGGUUGGAAUAUUGACCUAUGUUUUCCAUGAUCAUGGCCAUGAGCAUGCGGUCGGGGAACAUUUGCACAGAAAGCUCAUUGUCUCAUGACUCUUAAACACUUGAAGAGUAGCAUCGUGUCAUCUAUGUGAUUGUAGGACAAAGAGGAAUGAUGUCUACAUGUUUAAUCAUCUACAAUUGGCUUUCGGAUUGCAAUCCAUUGUGAUUACUGAUUUCGGAGUUAAAAUUUUCCUUUUAGCUGAUGCAAGCCAUCUUCUUUUGUUCACUUGUGUUUUAGCUACAUUGACAAACUUAUUUCAUCAUGGCUGUGUAUAUCUAGAAAUCGUUUUUAUAGUGUUA
Messenger RNA from Dioscorea cayenensis subsp. rotundata (Guinea yam), 1116 nucleotides. RefSeq lists its product as uncharacterized. NCBI's taxonomy places the organism in Eukaryota, Viridiplantae, Streptophyta, Magnoliopsida, Dioscoreales, Dioscoreaceae. The transcript is spliced from 4 exons. Bases 190 to 867 code for a protein of 225 amino acids. The record is from RefSeq and is a predicted model, not a curated record.